Molecule: messenger RNA, 1546 nt
Organism: Vigna angularis (adzuki bean)
Lineage: Eukaryota; Viridiplantae; Streptophyta; Magnoliopsida; Fabales; Fabaceae
Exons: 2
Coding region: 511-1452 (313 amino acids)
Cellular component (GO): membrane
Source: RefSeq, a predicted model, not a curated record
CAGAAGGAGGAAUUUGCAUGCAGUAGCACAUUGACAUGUACAUCAAUGUGAGUGUGAGUGUGAGUAUCUCCAUUCCCAAUCUCAAACGGCAAAGCUUCCUCUUCUUACAUAUCCUGAUUCUUGAUAUUUUUGCAAUUUGUUAAUUUUCUUUCUUUCCUCAACCCAUUUUCUCUCUCUCCCUCCCCACCAUUUUUGUUCUUCAACCAGAUUCUGGAAUGGGAUAAGGCCGUGCCUGUUUGCUACUUCCUUCAAUCUGAAACACCAGACUGAAUCUUUGACGACAAUUUCAACAUUUUCCCCACAGCCCACCACAUCACGUCACUUGGUCCCAUGAAAGAUCUGAUUUUUAGUUCUUGGGGGGUGGGGUUUCUGCCGUUUUUCCUUUCGUCAUUGGUAUCUGCAGAUUGCAUAAACAGAAUGGUCAACACUUUUUGCUCACCUUGUGUACUUUAAAUUUGUUAGAGAUAUUGGUGGUUUUAAUUUGAUUUUGACUGAACGAAUGAGAUCUUGAUGAGGGUUGGAACCAUUUUUUUGUUCUCAUUGUUGCCAUUACUUCUUUCUCUGCCACUUUCAAUCGCUCAGCUCCCACCUGACACUGCAAUGUCAUCCCGGACCCUUGAUGCCAUUCUUCAAGAUUGCGCCUUUAAGGCAUUUUUGAGGCCAAAAACUGGGGUACCCUAUGAUGCCCAAGUGCCCAGAAACCUAACGGGGAUUAGAGUUUCAGCAAUGAGGCUUAGGAGUGGUAGUCUGAGGACCAGAGGUGUUGAAAGGUACGAAGAGUUUCAGAUCCCAAUUGGGGUGUUUGAACAGCCUUAUGUGGAGAGGCUUGUUUUGGUGUACCACAACUUGGGCAACUGGUCUGAGAAGUUUUACCCUUUGCCUGGUUACUCUUAUUUGGCUCCUGUUUUGGGUCUGAUGUCAUACAGUGGUGCCACUUUGAAUGCUUCUGAGUUGCCUGAAUUGGACAUUAGAGCUUCUGAUAAGCCAAUUUUGAUCAAGUUCCCUCAUGUAAAACCAGCACCAUCAGGGUCAGUGCCAAAGUGUGUGUACUUUGAUCUACAAGGUUCUGUGCAAUUUGACAUCCUAUCACAUGGUAAUGUAUGUUCAACAGUCCAACAAGGCCACUUCUCUAUUGUUGUGGAGUCUAAUGCCCCAUCUCCAGCACCUGCUGCUGUUGCUGUGGCUGCUGAUGUUGGAAAAGGAGGUACUAGGAACAAGCACAAGGUGUGGAUAAUUGUUGCAUCAUUUGUUGGUGGGUGCCUGUUGUUGAUCAUGUUGAGUCUAUUGAUUGCUAAAGUGAGGAGAACCAAACAAGGGAUGAAGAUUCAGCAGUUGGAAUGGGCAGCUGAGAGCAAUGAAACUUUGCAUAUGGCAUCCAUUGGAGGCACCAAAGCACCACUAGCAGUGGGGACUCGCACAAGACCAACGAUUGAAAAUGAUUAUGUACCUUAGAUUUCAGGAUUCUUGUUGGAUCCACUUUUCUCUUUUUCGCUGCUUUUUGGAAUUUUUGUGUUCAUAAUGAGUUCAAAAAAUGCUUUAGUUUCCC